GCAGAGUAGAAGGAAUGUUAGGACUGUUGGUAGUCCUAAGGACAUAUGGCAUAUACCUGAUGGGGAAAGGAUAGUGAUCCAAUUCAAUGCCGCACACCAACCAAUGGGCCCGGGUAGCGAGAAAUUUAGAAGAAUCUGUGGGAAGAUCGUAAGAAAUGGUCGUUUUAUCAAUUUGCAUGGUAACUGGAGGAAGUUACCACCAGGAGGGAAGGAACAGAUGUGGCUCACCCUAACGAAAAAAUUCCAUAUGGAGCCUGUUCACGACAUCGUGAACAUAAAAAGACUGACGUUGAUGGACCUCGCAAACAAAAGAAGGCAAUUCAGGCACGAGGUCAAGAAAAGUGUGAAUUUGCAAGAAACAGAUACCGUAGAAUCUGUGGUUCGUAGGGCGGUGACAGCGCAAAUUUUUGAUUCAGAAGACUUUGAAAUGCAAGUUGAUAGGUGGUUGUCUUCGGCUGAUAAGGCGAAUUCAUUGAAGGCCAAGAUGAGCCGUAGCUGCAACGCAUUUCUUCAUACUCUGGGAUCGAAGAGCGUUGCACAGGUUGCACGAGAAAUGGAGGAAGACACAGGUGAAACCCCGAACCGAGACGAUAUGUUCAUUGUCUCGCAUACCAAGAAAGAUGGGACCCCUGUGAAUGUAACGGCUGGGGAAGCUAUGGCGAAGAUAAAGGCAAUUAUCGAAAAUCAGUCGCCUUCAGGACGAGAAAGUUCACAGGGGUCGGUAUAUUGGUCGCACAACGAUGCGUGCGCACAAGUGCUAGGACGGGAACAUUCCGGACGUGUACGAGGGGUGGGGCUAGGGCCGACUCCCGGUAAAUCCUCCUCUUAUUCCUUCGAACAAGGAUCAAUAUCUAGUUCGCCUACUUCAAGAGAAAUGGAGAUGGCUGCUGAGGUAGAACGCUUGAGGAAUUUGUGCGAAGAGCAAAACACCAAAUAUGCAGCGCAACAGCAAGAGUUGGAAAGUGUCAAACGUAUGGUAGCUAUGAUUAUGGCGGGAAAAGUACCAUCAACAGAAAACAACCAAGAAGGUGAUGUCUAGUUGUCUAGGUAUUUGGACUUGAUUGUUGUUGUCCUUGAAAUUGAAUUUAACUUAUGAUAUGUAAGCUAAUACGUAUAGACUGUUAUCGUGUGAAUUUGAAUUUGCACAAGUUGUUGUUGGUGCCAUUUAAUUUGGAUUUGGAUAUGGAUGAUGUUGGAUGUUGGAUUUGGAUAUGGAUGAUG
Messenger RNA from Alnus glutinosa, 1221 nucleotides. RefSeq lists its product as uncharacterized. The transcript has 5 exons. The coding region runs from base 104 to 1039 and encodes 311 amino acids. The record is from RefSeq and is a predicted model, not a curated record. Lineage: Eukaryota; Viridiplantae; Streptophyta; Magnoliopsida; Fagales; Betulaceae.